AUGUCUUCCCAGCAAGAAUUCCAAGCCCCAAGAUUGAACCGCUCCUCCACCACUUCCUCAGUCACCUCCGGCUACAGCAGCGACGGAUGGCUCGAACUCACUCACACUCCACGUGAUGAUGCCUCCUCCAUCUCCUCCACCUCUACCGGAUUCCUCCCUCUGACCGCCGCUGUCUCCAGACCAGCAGGCAAUGUCCAACCAAACGUCACCGACGAAGAGCGCCGCCUCUUCCUCCUCAGAGCGCGCAACAACUAA
Messenger RNA from Glarea lozoyensis ATCC 20868, 255 nucleotides. RefSeq lists its product as uncharacterized. Lineage: Eukaryota; Fungi; Ascomycota; Leotiomycetes; Helotiales; Helotiaceae. Bases 1 to 255 code for a protein of 84 amino acids. The record is from RefSeq and is a predicted model, not a curated record. The transcript is spliced from 2 exons.